AUGGGAGAGUGGUACUACAUGCGCAUUAGCGUGGAUGACAUGCGGGUGGAGGAGAUGACGGCGGCACACUACCUGGCAUUCAAGGAGAAGCUGGUGCCCAUGGAGACAGACCGCCACGGCUACGACCCUUUUGUACUGGAGCUGGACCUGAAGCCCUUCAGCGCCCAUCAGCCCAAGAUCAGCCUGCAGAGUCACAUCGGCAACGGCGUCUCAUUCCUGAACAAGACCCUCUCGGCCAAGCUCUUCUCGCCCAACGCCAACGCAGAGGGCAGCCAGCUGAUGCUCGACUUUCUUCGCGAGUUCAAGCACAACGGCGAGAUGCUGCUGCUCAGCAAGCGAGUGAACAGCGUGCAGAGGCUGCGCCACGCGCUGCUGCGCGCCGACAGGCUGCUGGAGAAGCACGAGGAUGAGGAGCCAAUCGGUGCGGUGGCGGGCAUUGAUGAGCUGGGCUUCCUGCCCGGCUGGGGCAACACCGUGGGGCGCGUGCGCGAGUCCUUCCAGCUGCUGCUGGACAUUGUUCAGGCGCCUGAUGCCGACACGCUGGAGAAGUUCCUGGGCCGCCUGCCGCUCAUGUUCAAGGCACCUGCCGUGCAGGUCGUCAUUCUGUCGCCUCACGGCUACUUUGGGCAAACCAAUGUGCUGGGCAUGCCAGACACGGGCGGCCAGGUGGUCUACAUCCUGGACCAGGUGCGGGCUCUGGAGCGGGAGAUGCAGCAGCGGCUGGAGGAUGCGGGGCUCAAGAAUGUGUGUGCCGACAUUGUGGUGCUGACCCGCCUGAUCCCAGAUGCCCACGGCACCUCGUGCAACGAGCGGCUGGAGCCCAUCAGCGGCUGCCAAAACGCGCGCAUCCUGCGCGUGCCCUUCCGCGACAGAGAGGGUCGCGUGCUGAACAAGUGGGUGUCCCGCUUCGACCUGUGGCCCUACCUGGAGCGCUUCACGAUCGACGCCACCAAGGAGAUCCUGGCUGAGAUGGGCGGCAAGCCUGACUUCAUCAUCGGCAACUAUAGCGACGGCAACCUGGUGGCCACGCUGAUGAGCCACCGCAUGAAUGUGACGCAGUGCAACAUCGCCCACGCCCUGGAGAAGACCAAGUACGAGGAUGCCGACAUCUACUGGGAGCGGCUGGAGGACAAGUACCACUUCAGCUGCCAGUUCACCGCAGACCUCAUCGCCAGUGAACCACGCAGACUUCAUCGUCACAUCCACGUACCAGCUCACGCUGCGCCGAGUGGCUGCAGGAGAUUGCGGGGCACGAGGAGAUGGUUGGGCAGUACGAGUCGUACAAGAGCUUCACCAUGCCGCAUCUGUACCGCGUGGUGGAGUUCAACAUCGUGUCCCCGGGGGCCGACCUGGACAUCUACUUCCCGCACAAGGAGGCAAAAGGAGCGGCGGCUGACCGGGCUGCACAAGGACAUUGAGGAGCUGCUGUUCGACCCCGACUUCAAGGGGGCAGUGGGCCAGCUGGAGGACCGCUCCAAGCCCAUCCUCUUCUCCAUGGCCCGCCUGGACAAGGUGAAGAACCUGACGGGACUGGCGGAGUGGUACGCCCAGAACGAGCGCCUCAGGGGGCUGGUCAACCUGGUGAUCGUGGGCGGCGUAAUCGACCCCGACGCCACCAUGGACCGCGAGGAGGCUGACGAGUGCCGCAAGAUGCACGGCAUUGUGGAGCAGUACAACAUGAAGCCCUGCUUCCGCUGGAUCAAGAACCGUGUGCGCAACGGCGAGCUGUACCGAUACAUCGCCGACACAGGCGGCGCCUUUGCGCAGCCCGCGCUGUACGAGGCCUUUGGCCUGACGGUGAUUGAGGCCAUGACCUGCGGCCUGCCCACCUUUGCCACCAACCACGGCGGGCCCUCGGAAAUCAUCAAGCACAAGAAGUCGGGCUUCCACAUCGACCCCUACCACGGCGCCGAGUCGGCCGAGCUGAUGGCAGACUUCUUCGAGCGAUGCGCCAGGGAGUCUGGCUACUGGAACAAGAUCAGCGAGGCCUCCAUUGAGCGCAUCUUCUCCAGGUACACGUGGAGCAUCUACGCCAAGCGCCUGGUCACGCUGAGCCACAUCUACACAUUCUGGAAGCACGCGACCAGCCUGGAGUCGAGGGAGACGAAGAGAUACCUGGAGAUGUUCUACAUCCUUGAGAUGCGCCGCCUGGUGGCAAAGAUGGCUGAGGAUGAAUCUUACCAGAAGCAGCAGCAAGAGCAGCAGGGUUCGCAUUCUGCUGUUCCAUAG
This is a messenger RNA of Chlorella variabilis, 2229 nucleotides long. RefSeq lists its product as hypothetical. Gene Ontology annotation, biological process: sucrose metabolic process. The transcript has 28 exons. The coding region runs from base 1 to 2229 and encodes 742 amino acids. The record is from RefSeq and is a predicted model, not a curated record. Gene Ontology annotation, molecular function: sucrose synthase activity. Lineage: Eukaryota; Viridiplantae; Chlorophyta; Trebouxiophyceae; Chlorellales; Chlorellaceae.